Ilex paraguariensis (yerba mate) is the source of this 915-nucleotide messenger RNA. The record is from the annotation of a GenBank genome assembly. Lineage: Eukaryota; Viridiplantae; Streptophyta; Magnoliopsida; Aquifoliales; Aquifoliaceae.
AUGUUAAGCAAGCCCGAUGACCGAGUUUUCACUCAAUCAGAUGAUUUAGAAAGCUGGUAUCAAUCAUUUUUGCCGGUAAACACCGCAAAUUCGAAUGAAGCACCGCGCAUAAUAUAUGCAUACCGCAAUGUGGUUACUGGUUUUGCUGCCAAAUUGUCUGCUGCGGAUGUCAAAGCCAUGGAAAAGAAGGAUGGCUUUGUGACUGCCAGGCCUCAGAAAGUAUUGUCUUUACAUACAACUCACAGUCCUAAAUUCUUGGGAUUGCAACAAAAUCUAGGUUUUUGGAGUGGCUCAAAUUAUGGUAAAGGUGUGAUUAUUGGAGUUAUAGACUCUGGAGUUUUGCCGAACCACCCUUCGUUUGGCGACGAAGGAAUGCCACCUCCACCUGCUAAAUGGAAAGGGAAAUGUGAACUCAAUAGCACUUAUGCUUGUAAUAACAAGCUCAUCGGUGUAAGGAGUUUUAUCAGCGAUUCAGAUGAGACACAGGUGGACGAAGAUGGCCAUGGCACUCACACAGCAAGCACUGCCGCUGGAAACUUUGUGAAAGGGGCCAAUGUGUUUGGCAAUGCCAAUGGCACCGCAGUUGGCGUAGCACCGCUUGCUCACUUGGCCAUUUACAAAGUAUGUUCGUUUGACUGUUCUGAUAGUGACAUAUUAGCUGGAAUGGACGCUGCUAUUGAGGAUGGUGUUGAUGUGCUUUCCAUCUCCCUUGGUGGAUUUUCCAAUCCUUUCUCCGGAGACAGUGUUAUCGUUGGUGCAUUUACUGCAAUGCAAAAAGGCAUUUUUGUGAGUUGCUCGGCUGGUAACUCUGGUCCGUUCAAUUUCUCAUUAUCGAAUGAGGCCCCGUGGGUUCUCACCGUUGGUGCAAGCACUAUUGAUCGAAGCNACAAAAAGAAAACUAUACUUUCAAAUUGA